GUAGUUUGACGUCAUCCAAUGACAGCUGGCUGUCAGAAGUGAGUUAGCAGCUAGCUAUCCCGGUAGAGAGAGCUCUUGAUAUUUGUUGUCUUUUUCGUGCCGAGGCAGAGAUCAGAGACACCGAAGACCCAGCCGAAGUCCUACGACUAAAGACAAGAGCCAGCCUUCAGCAAACCGAGCCCUCUUUCCUGGCCUGGCCAUGGAUGAACAGGCAGGGCCCGGCGUCUUUUUCAACAACAAUAAUAACUCUGUAUUGCCUGGCGGUGGGAAAGGACCGCUGCACGAAGGCGACGGAGGGGAGGCGGCCAGGGCUCAGUACAGUAUCCCUGGGAUCUUGCACUUCCUACAACACGAAUGGGCCCGCUUUGAGGUGGAGAGAGCGCAAUGGGAUGUGGAAAAGGCCGAGUUACAGGCGCAGAUCGCCUUCCUGCAGGGGGAACGCCGGGGCCAGGAGAACCUGAAGAAGGACCUUGUGAGGAGGAUCAAGAUGCUGGAGUAUGCCCUCAAACAGGAGAGAGCAAAGUACCAUAAAUUAAGAUACGGCACGGAGCUGAAUCAGGGGGAGGUGAAGCCUCCCAGCUAUGACUCGGACGAUGUGAACGAGAAUGAGAAGGAGGGUCCGGGCCUGCAGAACCACCAGUUGCCCUGGAAACGGGGGCGACAGCUCCUCCGACAGUACCUGCAGGAGGUGGGCUACACGGACACCAUCCUGGACGUGAAGUCCCAGCGCGUCCGCACCCUUCUGGGCCUGACCGGACAGGGGGGGGACCGGCCCUCCAGCAGGAACCCGGAGCCCAUGGUCAACGGCACCGAGCCCGCCCUGCAAGCCGGCGACACCAUCGGGAAACCGGGCUUGUCGGACUCGGACUCCGUGCUGGAGGCCUUCAGGUUCAUCGAAACCGCCGCGGCCGAGUUCAGCGACGAAGACGAGGACGAGGACGGCGAGGGAAGGGACCGGUCCUUCACGGAAACAAUCAAGAGGAAGCCGGCGUCCUCCUCCUCCUCCUCCUCCUCUUCCUCGGCGUCGGCCACGCCCUCCCCCGCCGCGCCGGACGCCUGCGACGACCUCGACGCCGAGGAGGCGCUGCAGGGCUUCAGCUUCCUGGUCGGGUCCGAGGAGGCGGAGGGCUCGCCCGAUCCCAGGGGCUUGGGGGACGGCACGGACUGGGAGAAGGACGAGCCGGGCCCCGUGUCUGGGGCCUGGGACGUGGACCAGGGCUUGAUUACCAAACUCAAGGAGCAGUACAGAAAGGAGCGCAAGGGGAAAAAGGGGGUGAAGAGGCCCAACCGGUCCAAGCUGCAGGACAUGCUGGCCACUCUGCGGGACGGCGAGGACCUGCCCCCCCUGCAGCCGCCCGUCAACCCCCCCGCCCGGCCGGGCACCUCCUGGGCCAGCGAGCACGAGCCGGGCCAACCCGACGAAGUGGAGGCGCUGAUGUUCGCCCCGUCGCCAGCGAAGUCCUUCGUCAUGGGCAUGGCCGUGGACGCGGAAGAGGACAUGGAGAGCGAGAUGGGCCUCGGCGAGCUGGCGGGUCUGACGGUGGCCAACGAGGCUGACAGCCCCGCCUACGAUAUCGCCAAUAAAAACGACGCGCUGAGGAAGACCUGGAACCCCAAGUUCACGCUGCGGAGCCACUUCGACGCCAUCCGCGGCCUGGCCUUCCACCCGGUGGAGCCGGUGCUCGUCACCGCGUCGGAGGACCACACGCUCAAGAUGUGGAACCUGCACAAGACCGCGCCCGUCAAGAAGAACGCCGCGUUAGACGUGGAGCCCAUUUACACGUUCAGAGCCCACCAGGGCGCUGUGCUGUGUGUGGUGAUGAGUGCUUCGGGAGAGCAGUGCUUCAGUGGAGGUGUCGACGGGACCAUUCAGAGCUGGAACGUCCCCAGCCCCAACAUCGACCCUUACGAUUCCUACGAGGCCUCCGUGCUGCGGGGGGCGCUGUGCGGGCACUCGGACGCCGUGUGGGGCCUUGUGUACAGCGCCGCUCACCAGCGCCUCCUGUCCUGCUCCGCCGACGGCACGGUGCAGCUCUGGAAUGCCGCCAACAUCGGCCCCGCCCUCGCGGUCUUCAAUGAGAGCAGGGAGCUGGGCACGCCCUCGUCGGUGGACCUGGUGUGCAGCGACUCAGCCCACAUGGUCACGUCCUUCAGUAGCGGCCGGACGGGCCUCUUCAACAUGGAGACACGCCAGCUGAUCCUGAGCCUGGAGUCUGCCGCAGAGCCAGGCUCUCCCUGCCAGAUCAAUAAAGUGCUGAGUCAUCCCACGCUCCCUGUCACCAUCACCGCGCAGGAAGACCGGCACAUCAAGUUCUUUGACAACAAUACAGGAAAGCUCAUCCACUCCAUGGUCGCACAUUUAGAUGCAGUCACUAGCUUAGCCGUGGACCCCAACGGACUGUACCUGAUGUCUGGGAGUCAUGACUGCUCGAUUCGUCUGUGGAACAUGGAGACAAAGACCUGUAUCCAGGAGUUCACCGCGCAUCGUAAGAAGUUUGAGGAGUCCAUCCACGACGUGGCGUUCCACCCGACCAAGGCCUACAUCGCCAGCGCCGGCGCCGACGCCCUGGCCAAGGUCUUCGUGUGAUGCGGGCCGCCGCCACCGCCGGGGACCAAUAGAGAGGGGGAAUCAGGGCAGGGGGUGGGGCCAAGUGGUCAGGUGACCCCCACUCCCACCAAUGGGCUGUUUCCCUCUCUGCUCUCCACUGGCCUGCCGAGCUGUGCCGGUGCCGAGGAUCAGGCUCAGCUCAGGGAGGGACCAGGACGGCCGGGUGGAGGGUGGGUAAAACCAAGAGGGGAGGGGUACCUCCAUCCAGGCUGGCCUGGGUGUGACCGGGCAUGGCCAGAUGUGUUGCUCAGUGUCAAUCCCCCAAAGACAGGCACAGACUGUUGAUAUUCUCUAUUAAUCAAGGGGUCUCUCUCCAUCUCCCUUUGUCUUUCUGUCUCUCUCUCUCUCUCUCACUCUAUCCCUCCCUGUUUCUCUGUCUCUUGCUCUGUCUCUUGCUCUCUCACUCUCUCACUCUCUCUUUUUCUCCCCCUCCCUCUUUCUCUCUCUCUUUCUCUGUCUCUCUUUUCCUGGAAGGCUCCUCUGAUUUGGUCUUAAGUGAGGGUGAUGGGAAAUGGGGAUGAUCCUCUCAGACGGUGUGCUGCUGCGCUCUCGCUCUCUCUCGCACGGGGCGAGGUUCGACUGUCCCUCUCUGGAGUUGGUUUGGGGUGAGAGAAGAACAGGCCGGGCACUCGCUCCACCAAGACCCCCCGUCUCCCCACGGCUGCCUUCGCUUCCCUUUUAAAAAGUUUUAAUGAAAAUGUGCCUUCGCUUCGGAUGGGUCUGCAGAACAAUCUUUUACCAAGCUUUUUUUAUUUUUAAUUUAAGGCGGAGAGUUCAGGUACCGUAAAAUACCAUAUGUCAAAAUUUGUAUGUACAAAAUUUGUGAUCGGGCUUUGGUCUUAAAUUUUAAGUAUGAGUUCAUUUAAAUGUCAGUUAGACUGUAGAACUCCAAAGGUUGCUAUCCACUGGAAGGGAGGGGCUGAAUGUUUCAGAAUGUGUACUGGCUGGUAGUGGUAUGUCCACUUUGGUUCUGCAGGAAACAGGAAGUGCAGACUGAAAUUCAUCUCAGUCCUUAUAGUACUACAGUAUACAUGAGAACUGGCAGUUUGAAUUUAGAGGUUCCCUAUUGCAUUGUCGGUCACACCUUUUUGUGGGUCCAGUAUUGAAAUAUUGCAAGUUGAGAAAACGAUUGUUGAAAAGAAAAGGUUGAAAUAGUACUAUUGUUGUAUUCUUGUUUUCAUAAAUGCCCCUGAUUAACCCAAAAGACUCACUGUAAGACUUGGUCCUCUUUCAUUAGUUUUAAGUGUAGCCAACUCUAUGGUAAUCGCAUAAACAGUUUUUUUUGGCCCAGAUGCUGAGCGGAAUUGUGAAGCCCGCCUUAUCGUACAUUCAGAGCCUCUCUGGUCUCCCGCCAUUCCCAGAAUAACAACGGGAAGUGCAUUUUCUCACAGGAAGUGCAUCAACGCUAAUGACUGCAUCUCUCACUGCUGCUAUUUGCCGUCAUAUGCUGGGGUCUCGGACUCGUUUCGUGAAACCAGGCCAAGUGUGUAAAUACUGCAAUAAUACAGCUCGCAGGUCGGAACGUGAACUCGAGUCAAGGUGCGGCCGUCGAACAUUUAGCUCAGUCCAGUAUCCGGCUGAAGUUUAAUUCUUUUAUAAAUAAAAGAAUUCCACAGACGAACAUGCAUCAUGUCUGCUCUAGUUUAACUCAUUGUAAUGUACACUGUGCUUCACGUACUGUACUCGUGGUAAGAAAUUAUAUAAAAGCCAGUUUUCCGUGUCCCUAGACAAACUGCGCCAGAGCUGGUUUGCAGUGAUAAAUUUUAUUUCCCUUGAUACUUAGUUAAGCCAAAAAGAUCGACUAUGACGAAAGCUGAUAGCAUAGCGUCUUAAUGCGUGGUAGAAGAGCGAUGGCUGUGUCUCCUGUGGCGUUUGAUAGAUAACCCUUAGCCACAAGGACACGGUGCGCGAAUCAGCCGGAGUGGCAGAAAAGUCGGAGAAAGAUUUUUUACAGAACUUAUUGCACUGUACCCUUAAAUCAGAGUGCUGUGUAUUUAUUGUGCCAUUUCUAAAUUGGUUGAAAAUAUGCAAUGACUAGCCGCUUGUAACUUUUGUACUUUAUGUUCUUUUGCUUGUCUAAACAUAUGGGUAGUACCGCCUGUAGAUGUUAAUUGCUGCUUGUUACGGAAAUAUGAAAAAUGGAAGUAUUUAGUUCCAUUGUUGCCCCCCGUGUGACUGUAGCAUCCUCAGGGGUGUGGUCAGGAGACGCAGUCUCAGAGUUGUCCCUCAGAGGAAAGAAAGCACAUGUAGCAAUUAAAUGUUGCUCCGUAUGUAAAAUUUAAAAACAUUGUUUUUUUUUUUUUUUUUUCUGUGGUUACUUGAAUCUCAAUAAUUAAAUAUUUGGGAUACUACUCGUAUUUUGCAGUAUGGUUGCAGAUUUUCUUUUUUCGUUAUUUGAUGUAGAAGCAUAAAAACCGAUGGUGUGCAGAGAGUUAGUUUAUUUUUUAGGAGAUAUCGUUUGUACAAUGCGAAGACCAGGGAGCGUUAAAGAGUCUGCCCUUCACUUAACUGUCUGUGUGCCUGUCUCUCAAGUGAUGACCGUGUGUUUGUAUGCAUAGUAAAAAAAAAUCUUUAAAUGAGUUUCUGGGGUUUCAGUUCUUAUUUUUAAGUAAUUUGGGGGGAAAUUUAGUUUUAUAUUACGGAAUGAUCUAUAUAUACAGUGAGCUUUUGGGACAAAGACUUUUUCUUUUCUCUUGAUUUUCUCUAUGUAGUCAAACAAUUCACAUGUGGUUAUUUUAUUAAAUUAUAUUUUUAUACAUUUUGGUUUCACUGUGUAGAACUUAUCAUACCCCCCCCCCCCCUUUUUCAUUGUCUUACUGUAUGAAGGAUGAAGUGCUGGCCAAUGAGUCUGGAGGCAUUUGCUUGAACUUAAGCAGAUAAAA
Anguilla anguilla (European eel) is the source of this 5490-nucleotide messenger RNA. Its product is annotated as striatin-like. The transcript has 18 exons. Gene Ontology annotation, cellular component: dendrite. Lineage: Eukaryota; Metazoa; Chordata; Actinopteri; Anguilliformes; Anguillidae. Gene Ontology annotation, molecular function: calmodulin binding; protein-containing complex binding; armadillo repeat domain binding. The coding region runs from base 200 to 2587 and encodes 795 amino acids. The record is from RefSeq and is a predicted model, not a curated record.